CUGGAUGGUUGGAUCCGGGAGAAGGUGCUGAUGGCGGGGGACCCCCUCCCGGGACCCCCCCCCGCGCCCCCCCAAGCCCUGGCUGAAGCACCAGGCCUUCAUGGCCGAGCUGGCGCAGAAUAAAGAGUGGCUGGAGAAGAUCGAGAAGGAAGGUGAAGAACUUCUCCUGGCCAAACCCGAAUUAACCGGUGCCGUUCGGCGCCAACUGGAAGAGCUCCGGCAAUGUUGGGUAGAGUUGGAGACCACCAGCCAAGCCCGGAGCCGGCGGUUGGCGGAAGCCGCCGCUGCCGAGCGCUUGGCACGGAGCUACGCCGACAUGGAGGCACGACUGGGGAGGCUGGAGGAGCAACUGGAGACGGUGGGGGCAGGAGCCGACCUCCUCAGCGUUAGCCGGCAGCUCAAGAGGUUGCAGACGAUGGAGUCGCAGGUGGAGGAGUGGUCCAAGGAGGUGGGGGAGCUGCAGGUGCAGGCGGCGGCGCUGCCGGCGCAGGCAGCGGGCAGGCAGGGGGUGGGCGAACGGCAGAGCGCGGUGGGCACCCGCAUCGUCCGCCUCAUCGAGCCCCUCAAGGAACGGAGGAGAAUCCUCCUGGCCUCCAAGGAGGUCCAUCAGGUCAGCCACGAGCUGGAGGACGAGGUGCUGUGGGUCCAGGACCGCCUGCCCUUGGCCACUCUGAAGGACCACGGCACCAACCUGCAGACGGUCCAGCAGUACAUCAAGAAGAACCAGAACCUCCGCCGGGAGAUCCAGGUCCACCGACCUCGGGUGGACGAGGUGUUGGAACGCGCCGGAGCCGUCGCUUCCAUUAAAAGCCCCGAAGCCGAAGGCGUCCGAAGGCUCCUGGAGCGGUUGGGGACGUUGUGGGGGGAGCUGCAGGAGCAGGCGGAGCGACGGCAGCAGACCUUGGACGCCACCUACCAACUGGAGCAAUACUACUUCGACGUGGCCGAGGUGGAGUCGUGGUUGGGCGAGCAGGAGCUGCUCUUGAUGAGCGAAGAGAAGGGGAAGGAUGAGCAGAGCACCCUCCAACUCCUCAAGAAGCACCUCUUGACGGAGCAGACGGUGGAGAACUACGAGGAGACCAUCGCCCAACUCUCCCGCCAGUGCCGGGCCCUUCUGGAACUUGGCCACCCUCAAAGCGAACAGGUCAGCAGGCGGCAGUCGCAGGUUGACCGGCUGUACGUGUCUCUGAAGGACCUGGUGGAGGAACGCAAGGCCAAGCUGGAGCAGCAAUACUGGCUCUACCAGCUCAACCGGGAGGUGGACGAGCUGGAGCACUGGAUCGCCGAGAAGGAGGUGGUGGCCGGCUCCCCCGAGCUGGGACAGGACUUCGAACACGUCACGUUGCUCCAGGAGAAGUUCCUGGAGUUCGCCAGCGAGACGGGCAGCGUGGGGCAGGAGCGAAUCGCCGCCGUCAACCAAAUGGUGGAUGAGUUGAUCGACUACGGCCACGCCGACGCCGCCACCAUCGCCGAAUGGAAGGACGGGGUGAACGAAGCUUGGGCAGAUCUUCUGGAGCUGAUGGAGACCCGGGCGCAGAUGUUGGCGGCUUCUCACGAAUUGCACAAGUUCUUCAACGAUUGCAAAGAGGUUUUGGGGCAAAUCGAGGAAAAAAGGCAACGCCUGCCUGAACUGGCAGCCCGGGAAGGCAGGGCGUCGGCCGGCGCCUUGCAACGGGCGUUGGGUGCCUUCGAGCACGACGUGGAGGUGUUGGUGACCCAAGUGCGGCAGCUACAAGAGGGUGCGGCACAGUUGAGGACGCUCUACGCCGGGGACAACGCCGAGGCCAUCGCCGGGAGGGAGCAGGAGGUUCUACGGGCGUGGAAGGAGCUGUUGGCGGCGUGCGAGGAGUGUCGGCUCCAUGUCGCCAGCGUGGCCGAUAAGAUCCGCUUUGUCGGCACCGUGAGGGACCUUCUCGCCUGGAUGGACGGCGUCCUCUGCCAGAUCGGCGCCGGAGAGAAGCCCAGGGACGUCUCCUCGGUGGAGCUGCUGAUGAACGACCACCAGGGUCUCAAGAACGAGAUCGAAGCCCGUGGCAAGAGCAUCGCCGCCUGCCUGGAGCUGGGCAAGACCCUCAUCCUCAGCAAGAGCCCGGCGGCCGACGAGAUCAAAGCCCACGUGGAGAAGCUGCUGGCCAAGAAGAAGGAGAUGAUGGAGAAGUGGGACAAGCACUGGGAGUGGUUGCAACAGAUGCUGGAGGUGCACCAGUUCGCCCAGGAGGCGGUGGUGGCCGACGCCUGGCUGACGGCCCAGGAGCCCCUGCUGAAGAGCCAGGAGUUGGGCAGCAGCGUGGACGAGGUGGAACAGUUGAUCCGAAGGCACGAAGCGUUCCGGAAAGCGGCCGCCGCGUGGGAGGAGAGGUUCAGCUCCCUCCGACGCCUCACCACGAUCGAGAAGCUGAAGGCCGAGCAGAACAAGCAGCCGCCGACGCCCCUCCUCAGCCGCAAAUUUUUGGGGGAACCCCCGGGGGGGGGGACAACGCCGUCACCGGGGGGCACCGAGCGCCCCGAAAGCCGCCGCCUGGAGCCCCGCGUCGCCUACGUGCGCCACGAGCUCCGGCCCGAGCGCCUGCAGCCCAAGCUUGACCGCGUCCAGGCACCUCCCGGUGACGGCGGGGCUGGGGGGGAGCCACCCCCCGCCACCGCUGCCACCGAGCCCCCAGUGCCCCCCAAAACCGAGGAGAGCGGGGAGGGGAGGACGGGGCUGCUGGAACGGCGCCGGGAACGACGCGAGCGGCGGUUGGAGCGGCAGGAAUCCAGCGAGCCGGAGCCGCCGCGCCACGAAGGCAAAGGCGGCGGCAAAGCCACGUUGGCUGACAUCGUGGAGCAGCUGCAGGAGAAGGAGGCUGGUGGCCCCUUGCCAGCUCCGCCCCGCGAGCGGGAGUCCCCCGCCCGCUUGCCCACCGGUCCUGAGGGGCUACCGGAACGGAUGCCGCGCCCCGACCGUCCCCGCGCCCGGGACCGUCCCAAACCCCGCCGACGCCCGCGACCCAAAGACACCUCCCAGGGCCCGGGGGAGACGCGGAGGUCAAGGUCGGCCCCGGCGCAGGGCAGCGCCCCCCCGCCCCCGCCGCCCCCCACCCACACGGUGCAGCACGAGGGCUUCCUCUUCCGCAAGCACGAGCUCGAUGGCCCCAACAAGAAGGCGUCCAACAGAUCCUGGGUGAACCUCUACUGCGUCCUGAGCAAGGGUGACCUCGGCUUCUACAAGGACGCCAAGGGACAAGCGGCCGGGACCACCCACGGUGGUGAACCCCUCCUCAACCUCCACCACUCCACCAGCGAGGUGGCCAGCGACUACAAGAAGAAGAAGAACGUCUUCAAGCUCAAGACCAGCGAUGGCAGCGAGUUCCUCCUGCAAGCCAAGGACGAGGAGGACAUGCGGGGGUGGCUGAAGGCGCUGGCCACCUGCGCCCAGGAACACGCCGAGGUGGCCCGGUGGAGCCAAGGUCUUCUCACCACCUCCUCCACCGACGAGGGCCUCCCCCGGCGGGGAGGGCGACCGGCGCCCCAGCACCUCGGGGAGGCGGAAGUGAACACCCCCCCCGCCCCCCAAAACCCCCCCCAUUUCUGGGGGGGGGACACUUGA
Chroicocephalus ridibundus (black-headed gull) is the source of this 3586-nucleotide messenger RNA. RefSeq names its product spectrin beta chain, non-erythrocytic 4-like. Bases 101 to 3586 code for a protein of 1161 amino acids. Gene Ontology annotation, molecular function: phospholipid binding; actin filament binding. Lineage: Eukaryota; Metazoa; Chordata; Aves; Charadriiformes; Laridae. Gene Ontology annotation, biological process: actin cytoskeleton organization; central nervous system projection neuron axonogenesis. The transcript is spliced from 18 exons. The record is from RefSeq and is a predicted model, not a curated record. Gene Ontology annotation, cellular component: cell projection; plasma membrane; cell junction.